AUGAUUUUAUUAAAGAAUAAAUCAUUUCCAAUUUUUGACAUGCUGAAAAUUGAAGAAAGUAUUAUGAGAUGUGACCCAUGCAGAGAGAAUGUCUAUAUUUUCACAAAUGAAGGAAAUGUUAACAAGAGCAUUGUGGUUGGAUCGAGUGGAGAUGUUGAAAAAUUAGUCUACACAGACAAUACACUCCGGGAUGACAUUCCAAUUAUUAAGAGAUUUUCUGGAGGUGGAACAGUUUUGGUGGAUAAUAAUACAGUUUUUGUUUCAAUUGUUGGAAAGAAUGAUGAUUCUCUUCAAUAUAAAGCCUAUCCAGAGGAAAUUAUGAAUUGGAGUUAUGGAUUCUACAAACCAGUUUUUUCUCAUCCAGACUUGAAUUUCCAAUUGAGAGAGAAUGAUUAUAUUUUCUUUGGAGGAAAAAAGUUUGGAGGAAAUGCUCAAUAUAUUACCGGAGGUAAAUCUCAGAGAUGGGUCCACCACACUUCAUUCUUAUGGGAUAUGAAUAGUGAAAAUAUGGAAAAGUAUCUGAAAAUGCCACAGAAGAAACCUCAAUACAGGUCCUCAAGAUCUCACACUGAUUUUCUCGUAACUCUCAGGGAUAGUUUCUCCAAGUGUGAC
Messenger RNA from Naegleria gruberi, 612 nucleotides. RefSeq lists its product as uncharacterized. The record is from RefSeq and is a predicted model, not a curated record. The annotation marks the transcript as partial. Gene Ontology annotation, biological process: protein modification process. NCBI's taxonomy places the organism in Eukaryota, Heterolobosea, Eutetramitea, Acrasida, Naegleriidae. Gene Ontology annotation, cellular component: mitochondrion. The transcript has 2 exons.